AUGCGUGGACUACUUCAAGCCGCCAAAGCCGCGAAUAUCUCGCGAGCUCCCAAGUACAACCUCCUCGUAUGCUUUGACGCGUUCGAGACCCUCUAUGCUCCCAAAGAGCCCGUUCACCAUACUUACGGUCAGUUUGCUCGCGAUAACGGCCUUCAACACGCUAGCGACGAUGUUGUGGCCCGUUACCUUCACGACCGCAUCACCACAGCUACCAAAGAGUACCCGAACUAUGGCAAGCACAUCAAGGGCAUGACCCCCGAAGAUUGGUGGACGAAGGUUAUUAAGAAUAUCUUCGUCGACGUUGAGCCCAGUCUGAGCAACCCAGCUCACAAAGACCAGCUGGAUGAUCUUGGCCGUAGACUUUUCCACCACUUCUCCACUCGGGACGCUUACAAGACUGCCUCCAACAUGCCCAAGCUUCUCCAGUCCAUGAAGCAUCACAAGGCCACCAACAAGCUCGAGAACCCCUCCAUCAACCACGUCGUCCUCGGCGUCAUCAGCAACUCCGACGACCGCGUAGGCGGUAUACUUUCUUCUCUGGGCCUUGACGUCAGCCCCCUGCGUUUCCAACGAGAGUCCAAGCAGGACACACACUUCGAAAGCGCUCGCCCCGUCGACGGAAAGUCAUACGACAUCGACUUUACCGUCAUGUCGUACGACGUUGAGGAGUCAAAGCCGCACAAGCUGAUGUGGCAGGCCGGAGAGAUUCUGGCUCGCAGGGCGGUUAUUCAUGAGCUUGGCAUCGGCAAGUUUGGCGAGAGUGUUCCUUGGUUGAAGCUCUACGUUGGUGAUGAUAUUAAGAAGGAUGUGGAGUCGGCUUGGGGGUGUGGGUGGAAUGCGGUGCUUUUGAAGGAGUUUAUUACUGAGCAUCCUGCUGAUGAGCGUUUGGAGGAUUUGGAGGAUGUGAUGGCGAAGCCGGUUACUGAGGUUUUGGGUGGUCGCAGCCCUCGUAUGUUGACGGUCAAUAAGCUGGAGAUUUUGGUUGACUGGAUUGUGAAGAGAGGUUUGGAGGUCCCCGCUGGUUUGGAUGGCAGUACUAAUGGCUCUGAGGAGAGGUUCAAGCUCGUUAAGAGCAUGGAGUGA
Molecule: messenger RNA, 1083 nt
Organism: Sordaria macrospora k-hell
Lineage: Eukaryota; Fungi; Ascomycota; Sordariomycetes; Sordariales; Sordariaceae
Cellular component (GO): nucleus
Source: RefSeq, a predicted model, not a curated record